AUGGAAGGGAUUGGGGUUGUGAGAAUGGGAGGGAAGAAAUCAGCCAAAUCCCGCGAGAAACCCCCCUUUGCCGUCUUCGACACCGCCCCCUUCGACGUCUGGCGUGGGUUACCAGACAAACGUUUGUCGCUCGACCCCGGUGACGUGUCGAACGCCCCCUCCCGCUUUGAAAGGGGCGUUUCAGCUGCAUGCAGGGCGCCCCACCUCAUGCAACCAACCACCAAUAGGGCCCCGCCACCCUCUGCCAAAAGCUCCUCCCGCCGCCGCGGAACGCGCCCUGCCUCGUCGCCCUUGCACCCGAGUCUCCCGGUAGCAUCCCCACCGUCGCGUGCCCGUCAGACCGUCGACAAGUUCGUCGAGGACAAUGAGGUCAUCGUACUCGACCGGUCGCCCCUUCAGAAGGCCUCCGAAGCGGCACCGAAGCCUCCGCCUAAUGCUUUUGCUCCGCUGCGGGACAUGCUGCAGGGCCUCGGGAAAAGGGGUGGGAAAGGAGUGGUUGCGGGGGAGAAAAGUGGUGCCUCAGCCGGGAAAGGAGCCGUGGAAAAGCGAGGUGCCCCUACCCCGUCCGGCGGCGCUGCGGGGAAAGGAGCGGCGGAGGCAUGGGGCACUGCCCGCCUUAGCGAACCGUGUUCCCCUCCUCUUGGUCCUAUUACUGCGUCGAAGAAAAGGCAGGCUGUGACGGAGUCGUCGAAGCGAGCUGCAGAGGCGACAGAGAGCAGUGAUGCGGUGGAGAUGGGCAGCCUCCUUGGCCAAGCUCCUGUCGAGACGGCGUCUACCUUCGUUGCUGCUCGACAGGAGAAGGCGAAAAAUGUGAAGGUGCUCGCCUACGCCCCACCUCCACCGGACGACCAAGGCAAGACGUACGGCACCAAAGCUCCCUUCAAAGGACCAGGCAUGAUGCCGCAGAAGGGGAAGUUCGUUUCCGAGCAGACCAUCGGCGGGAGGAAGCGGUUCCUGGGCACUUUUGAAACGGAGGAGGACCAAAAGUUUUGUCCGGCCAUCUGCUGGCGCGUGUACUUCCCCAACAUAGACCUUCGGAAGUACGAUAGGUUCACGGCGCAGGAUGAGGAGCAGUGGAAGGUCUAUCUCGAUGCAGCCGCUGGUAUGCCCACCGGCGUUUGGAGCGAGGCGCAAGAACAAGAGGAAUGCCGCUUCGAAGAGUGA
Molecule: messenger RNA, 1164 nt
Organism: Closterium sp. Naga37s-1
Lineage: Eukaryota; Viridiplantae; Streptophyta; Zygnematophyceae; Desmidiales; Closteriaceae
Source: the annotation of a GenBank genome assembly